Mastomys coucha (southern multimammate mouse) is the source of this 10995-nucleotide messenger RNA. It is a transcript of the gene Rsf1, whose product is annotated as remodeling and spacing factor 1. NCBI's taxonomy places the organism in Eukaryota, Metazoa, Chordata, Mammalia, Rodentia, Muridae. The coding region runs from base 231 to 4235 and encodes 1334 amino acids. Gene Ontology annotation, cellular component: RSF complex. Gene Ontology annotation, biological process: regulation of DNA-templated transcription. The transcript is spliced from 15 exons. The record is from RefSeq and is a predicted model, not a curated record.
GCAUAUAUAUAAUGGAGGCAUGACACAGCGAGUAUGUGAUUGGCACAUUCCUUGUCUUUUAUUUGCCCCAAACCUCCAUUUACAGAAGAAGAACCGCAAGUCCAAGUCGAACAGGUGAUUGACUCAACAAAAUCACCCUGCUGGUAGGGAGAGGCAAGAUUUGAAACUCAAGCUAUGUGAUUUAAAACUUUCAUAUCUGCCAAGAGUUUAACAGUACCUGGGCGUGGGAGAUGGAGAAGAAAGGCUAUCUUGAAAUGAGUGUUGAAUGCAAACUAGCACUCUUAAAGUAUCUCUGUGAGUGUCAAUUUGAUGACAAUCUUAAAUUCAAGAAUAUAAUUAAUGAGGAGGAUGCUGAUACUAUGCGUCUCCAGCCAAUUGGGCGAGACAAAGAUGGCCUCAUGUAUUGGUACCAGUUGGAUCAAGACCACAAUGUGAGAAUGUACAUAGAAGAACAAGAUGAUCAAGAUGGCUCUUCUUGGAAAUGCAUUGUCAGAAAUCGAAACGAGUUGGCUGAGACUCUUGCACUCCUGAAAGCACAAAUUGAUCCUGUACUAUUGAAAAACUCUAGCCAACAGGAAGACUCUUCCCGGGAAAGUCCCACCCUAGAGGAUGAGGAGACUAAAAAAGACGAAGAAACACCUAAACAAGACGCAUCAAAAGAAAAUGAAAAGACAGAAGGCGAUGAGCAGUCAGUGGAUUCCAGAAAGCGUUCUGCGGCCAGUGCUCUAGAUGAGCCAGCUGUGAAAAUUGAGAAAGCAGAUGAAAAGGAGCUUGUGAAACUGCCAGUCAUUGUAAAGCUAGAAAAACCUUUGCUAGAAACUGAGGGAAAAAAGAUUAUCAGAGAGGAGAGUGAUUCUUUCAAAGAAAAUGUCAAACCCAUUAAAGUAGAAACAAAGGACUGCAGAGCGGACGCAAAAGAUCUCAAAGGCAGCUUGGAGCGGCUGGGCUCACAGGAGCCCGAGCGAGUGGACUUUGGUAGCAAUAUUAAAUCUUCUCAAGACAUCACAGAGAAAUCUACUGAGGAAACAGAGAAGCUUAAAAAUGAUCAGCAAGCCAAGAUACCACUGAAGAAACGUGAAAUUAAGCUGAGUGAUGAUUUUGACAGUCCAGUCAAAGGACCUUUGUGUAAGUCAGCUACUCCAACAAAAGAGUUUUUGAAAGAUGACAUAAAACAAGAGGAAGAGACUUGUAAACGGGUCUCUACCAUCAGUGCUUUGAGUCAUGAAGGGAAACAACUUGUGAAUGGAGAAAUUAAUGAUGACAAGGUAACUCCAAAUUUUAAGACAGAACAAAUGGAAACACAGCUCUGUGAUACAAAGGAAGAUAGCUCUAGUAUCCCUACUAAAGAUGGAGAUGAGAGCAUGGAGGAAAAUGGUGCGGAGUGCUUUAGUUCUGCUGUAACAAGCACAGAGGCAGGUGGACUUGAGAGAGAGGUGCCUCUAGGGAAGGGUGUAGAUAGCGCUGUACCUGACAUAGAGAGCCACAGUCAGAAAGGAAGGUUAGAGGAGCCUGGGCUUCCAAACAUGGAAAUGCCUCUUGAACCUUCUGAGAAAGCCGCGGAUCUCUCUUUAAAACCUACUUUGUCUGCCACUGAACCCUGCACUACAAAAGUUGAAGAGAAGGCCCCCAAAAGUAAGAGUGAGAACCACAGCCCAGGCAUAGAAUGCCUGGAAAGGGUGGAGAAGGCCAAGAAGACCUCCAUUGAUAAGGAUGUACAAAGGUUGAGUCCAAUACCAGAAGAAGUUUUAAAGGGUGCUCUAGAGUCAGAAAAGUCAGGUCCUUGCGAAGUGACUGAAACUCCUCUCCCACUGGAGAUGACUGAGGCCAAGGAGAGACAAACCUCAGGGGAAAAAGAUGUAGACCGUAGUAGAGGUUCAAGUGAAGGUCAGUCCCUUGAAAAUACAAGCCCAGAAGUUCUACAAGAGGGUUCUGAGUCCUCCAGGGUGGAAAUGGCCAAACUGGACAAUGCCCAGACCUCUGGCAUGGAGGAUACUUCUGAAACAAAGGGCUCUGUGCAAAAAAACAAAUUUAAAUAUAAGUUAGUUUCUGAAAGAAACAGUACUGCUUCAGAAAAUACAGAGAUCACCUCUGAAAGGAAGAAGGAAGGCAUCAAGUUGACAAUUAGGAUAUCAAGUCGGAAGAAGAAGCCAGAUUGUCCCCCUCAAAUUGUAGACACGGAAAGCAAGGAAGAGAAAUCAGGGAAGGAAGAAGAGAAAACAAGUGUGGGUCGAACUUUAAGAAGGUCUCCGAGAAUAUCUAGGCCCACGGCAAAAGUUGCUGAGAUCAGGGUCCAGAAAGCUGAUAAGAAAAGAACCGAAGGAGAAGAUGGAGUCGAAGGGGAACCAGCAUCUUUGCAAACGGCAGACAAAAAGGAACACUUGAAGAAAACAGAGAAGGAUACAAAUUCUAAAACAAGCAAGGUAAAACCCAAAGGCAAAGUUCGAUGGACUGGCUCUCGGACGCGUGGCAGGUGGAAAUACUCCAGCAAUGACGAAAGUGAAGGGUCCGAGAGUGACAAAUCCUCAGCAGCCUCAGAAGAGGAGGAAGGAAAGGAAAAUGAAGAAGCAGUCCUUCCAGAUGACGAUGAACCUUGCAAAAAGUGUGGCCUUCCGAACCAUCCAGAACUAAUUCUUCUGUGUGAUUCUUGUGACAGUGGAUACCAUACUGCCUGCCUCCGCCCUCCUCUGAUGAUUAUCCCUGAUGGAGAAUGGUUCUGCCCUCCUUGCCAACAUAAACUACUGUGUGAAAAAUUAGAAGAACAGUUGCAAGAUUUGGAUGUUGCCUUAAAGAAGAAAGAACGUGCAGAGCGAAGGAAAGAACGCUUGGUGUAUGUUGGUAUCAGUAUUGAAAACAUCAUUCCUCCACAAGAGCCUGAUUUUCCUGAAGAUCAAGAAGAAAAGAAAAAAGAUGCAAAAAAAUCCAAAGCAAAUGUACUUGAAAGGAGAUCAACAAGAACAAGGAAAUGUAUAAGCUACAGAUUUGAUGAAUUUGAUGAGGCAAUUGAUGAAGCUAUAGAAGAUGAUAUUAAAGAGGCUGAUGGAGGAGGAGUUGGCCGAGGAAAAGAUAUCUCUACCAUCACAGGUCACCGUGGCAAAGACAUUUCUACUAUUUUGGAUGAAGAAAGAAAGGAAAAUAAACGGCCCCAGAGGGCAGCUGCUGCUCGCAGGAAGAAACGCCGGCGACUUAAUGAUCUUGAUAGUGAUAGCAACCUAGAUGAAGAAGAGAGUGAGGAUGAAUUCAAGAUCAGUGAUGGAUCUCAGGAUGAGUUCGUUGUGUCUGAUGAAAAUCCAGAUGAAAGUGAAGAAGAUCCACCAUCCAAUGAGGACAGCGACACUGACUUCUGCAGCCGAAGACUGAGGCGGCAUCCUUCUCGGCCAAUGAGGCAAAGCAGGCGUUUGCGGAGAAAGACUCCAAAGAAGAAGUACUCUGAUGAUGAUGAGGAGGAAGAAGAAUCUGAGGAAAACAGCAGAGACUCUGAAAGUGACUUUAGCGAUGAUUUUAGUGAUGAUUUUGUAGAAACCCGGCGAAGGCGAUCAAGAAGGAACCAGAAAAGACAAAUUAAUUACAAAGAAGAUUCAGAAAGUGAUGGUUCCCAGAAAAGUCUCCGACGUGGUAAAGAAAUCAGGCGAGUUCACAAGCGCAGACUUUCCAGCUCAGAGAGUGAAGAGAGCUAUAUGUCCAAGAACUCUGAAGAUGACGAGCUAACAAAAGAAUCGAAGCGAUCUGUUCGAAAACGAGGCCGAAGCACAGAUGAAUAUUCAGAAGCAGAUGAGGAUGAUGAAGAGGAAGGCAAACCAUCCCGCAAGCGGCUACACCGGAUUGAGACAGAUGAGGAGAGCUGUGACAAUGCUCAUGGGGAUGCAGAUCAGCCUGCCCGUGACAGCCAGCCCAGUGUACUGCCCUCAGAGCAAGAGUGCAGCAAGAAGCCGUACCGGAUAGAGAGUGAUGAGGAAGAGGACUUUGAAAACGUGGGCAAAGUUGGGAGCCCAUUGGACUACAGCCUAGUAGACUUGCCUUCCACCAAUGGACAGAGUCCUGGCAAGGCCAUUGAGAACUUGAUGGGCAAAGCAACUGAAAAGUCCCAGACCCCCAAGGACAAUGGCACAGCCAGUGCAAGUCUAGCCCCCAAUGGGACAAGUGGUGGACAGGAAGUGGGGGCACCAGAAGAAGAUGAAGAUGAGCUUCUGCGAGUGACUGACCUUGUUGAUUAUGUCUGUAACAGUGAACAGUUAUAAGACUUCUUUCCAUUUUUGUGCUAAUUUAUUCCAUGGUAGCUCUCACACCAGCGGGCCAGUUAGUGAAGCUGUUUAAUUUUUCCUAGAAAACUCCACUACAGAACGACUUUUUAGAAGAAAAAUUUCAACAGAUCUUGAAGUCUUUCUGGAAAGUGACCAGUUUUGAACUUUGAAGAUUAAUAAUUGCUGUAAAUUCCUUUUGAUUUUCUUUUUCCAAGUUCAUGGUCCUUGGUAAUUUCAUUCAUGGGAAAAAAUCUUAUUAUAAUAACAACAAAGAUUUGUAUAUUUUUGACUUUAUAUUUCCUGAGCUCUCCUGACUUUGUGAAAAGGGUGGAUACGAAUGCAUUCCAAAUCUGUGAGGGCCCAAAACAGAAUUUAGGGUGGGAGAAAGCACUUGUGCUUUAGCUUUUCAUAUUAAAUAUAUAUUAUAUUUAAACAUUCAUGGCAUAGAUGAUGAUUAACGAACUGUUUAAAAGUUCAUGUCUGUACUGUUGCAGUUUGAGUAUUGUAGAUAACAUCACACAAAUAUCACUUAGUAAUAGCUUUUGUGACAUCAGUUGGUUUACUAUUGGAGUUACCACACUUUAAAUAAAAAAAGAGACCCUGGAAGCACCAUCAUAAAACACUUUAACCUAAGUUUAUGUUAUAGCAGAGUUUCUUGUUAUAAAAAAAAAAAUCAUCUGGAAAGUAUUUGUAUAGUAAAAUGUAUAAUGAAGCUUUGACAACCAGAUUGUACUAACAGAAUCUUUUCAAUAGCUUUUAAAGCUUUUGUAAUAAAUUAGAUGGCCUCUGCGUGCUGGGCCAGGUGGGCAGUUAGUGAAAUAAGUGGUCUUUCCCUAAAAUCCAGGUACACUAUAAACUUUGCCAGUAGUGUUAACUCUUCAGGCCACAUGGUGUUCACCAUCUGAGAUGCCAUUUUGAAUAUAAUACAUCUAAAUAUAACAUGGAGAUGCUAAGCUGUGUAUUUUAGCACAUUUGAAGAAUGAGAAGGGAUUUUCAGGUGAAUUUUAACUGGUUUAUUCUUGCCCUUACUAUCUACUUCAAAUUGAAGUCUACAAACAAAGCAGUUCCUUUGGGAGGUUUUUAGUUUUGAGUUUAAGCAUGUGUAUGGUGUGUGAUUUGUAUGGUGUGUGUGUGUGUGUGUGUGUGUGUGUGUGUGUGUGUGUGUGUGUGAAUUUUCUAUCUGCCUGGAUAUAUUAGCAGGGUUUGAAUGUAAUUUUGGCCUUUGGCCAUUAUAUACUUCUAUUAAAAUCCAUUAAUAGUCACACAACCAACAGAAUUGAAUGAGAACCGCUAAUAUACUUAAUAAGUAUAAUUUCCACUUUAAACAUCUCAAUACUUUAAGGAUACGCCCUUUGCUUCAAGAAUAGGCGGUUUUUAAAUCAAUGUAACAUAGCUGACACUAAAAUACGAACGUAUAUCUUAGUUUCUGUUACAGUUGUGAAGUUACAGGCACAGCCCUAACCCUGCACAACUGUAGGAUUUGUGAUUCGCCUUGCUUGGCACAUCCUGAAGCCUUCAGCAUUUGCUUCAGUGUGUGCCUUUGCCCUGAUAUUCGGGUUUUCUGUUCCAGUGUUGUCUGUUGCCGGCAAUAGACAUGCUGUAUCUGCUGCUGGCUCAAGGACUUUCACUUUUCUUCUCAGAUUAAUUAUUAUAUGUAGUUAAUGUACAGUAAACCACUUUUUUUCUUUUUAAUUGAAAGCUGGCAUUAGACUUGUGUCAUGAAAACCUCUGGACACUUUAUGCUUCUACUUUCUGUUCCUUGACAGAUACACUCUUAAAUCUUAUCUCCUGGCCUAUAAAUUUGAGUGCUGAUUUUUUUUUUCAGUUAUUUGAUUUUGGUUUCACGUUAGUUCCAUAGUACUUGAGCGUUAAUGUUCGCUAUGACUGUAGCAGUGAACUUACAUUUGUGUAACAAUCAAACCAUGAGAGCAGCCUAAGAAAACAAGGAUGCAGCAGCCACUGCAGAGCCAGCUGUGGCUUCAUCUUGAAAUAGUGUCGUGCUGGAAGGACAGGGCGGGCUUACAUUCACAGGCAGUGAAGGACUAAAAGGAACCACAGUUACAUGCAUAACUUCCUUUCUAGCUGUUGUGUUACUUGAAAAUCAGCUAAGAAGUUUUUUCACUGUCUAGAACAGACAGGCAGAAGGACUCCUACUACUGUGUGGUAAGAGAUUCUUGUUCCGCAGUCUAAGAGGGUUUCAGUCCUGCAACCAGGUAAAGCCGCUGUGGUGUAGAAAAUCUCCUAUGUGCCUGUCUCUACCUCUGCACACACCAGCACUUGCAUCCACCUAUCAAUUCUAUUCGUCAUUUACACAGAUGAUUAGAAGUAGUAAAUGGAUAGCUAACUCAACAAGCAUGCAGAAUGUGAAGUAACUUCUUAUUCUUCUGCUAUGGAAAACCCACAGUAAUUUUUAUAGUAAAGACUCAGUAUUCCACUUAGCAAAUGUCCCACUGACUUGGGUUUCAAAACCACUUGUGCUACCUGAUUCUUAUUAAACUUGAGUGUCAACUUCAUAAUGAGUGUCUCCCUUCUAACUUUACAUUCUCAUUAGACCAACUGGCUAUAAAGAGUAAUCCAGGCAGCUAAUAUAUACCAAUUCUUAGUAUCCAGCUUCUUCUGCUUGGCUUUUUUGUCGUUUCUGUUCAUGUUGGAGACCGAAUCCAGGGCCUCAUGCAUACUAGGUAAGUGUUCUAACACUGGGCUAAAACUCUUGCCCUGCUUAGUGUUCAGAUUCAGUCCCUCAGAGUCUGUUAUCUCUCAGAAAUCCUUAUUUGGAAGAUGUUCCCAAUGAGGUUUCUGUUGCUGCUGUUAAAAAUAAAUAUUCUGUAUCAAAAAUUCUGAUAAAACCAUUAAGAACUGGUGGAUAGAAAGGAAAACAGGCAUGUAGACUAUCUUCAAUCCUUGAUAGAUUCAGAUUUACAAUAGAUUUUUAGAGUUUUUCCCUUUAAUAAUUUCAGUGACCCCCUCCUACCUUUUGAAAUACAAAUGUUGAACUUGUAUCAAAAGGCUUGUCAGACACUUAGUCUACAACUUAUGCUUUUAAGUGGAGAUACAAUGUAGUAUUCAGUGUUUAGUUUGCGGUUUCAGUAAAGUUUGAGAGCUAGACAUAUUUUUACAGUUCCCGAACUUAGAGUUGAAAUAGUGUAUGAAAAUGACUCAGACUGGUUUGUACAUGUGUGAUGAUACCAUGUUUAUUGUAGAGUGUUACUGCAAAGUCAUGUGUUUUCAACAAUACACAUGACACAGAGGUGGUUUCCUUGACGUCUUCUCCAGUUGGUCAAGGUUGCAGAUUGAGAGGAUAAAAAGUUACAUUAAGAAUGAAUUCAUGUUUACUGGUAACUCAUUUUUUAAAAAGUGAUCUGCCAAAGAACCAAGAACUUCAGAUAUUAAUGAAAUUGUUGUGGGGAAAAAGAUUUUUAAAAGGAUGUUAUUACUUCUCAUUUUCUAGUUGCUAGAACUUAUCCUACAUAAUAAACAUUGAAGCAAAGUACAUAUAUUAAGAAAAAUGUGGACACUUACUUGUUUGUUUAAAUAGAGAGUUAAAAUGAUGGAGAAUGUGUCAGUAGUUUUAAUGUGGGGUGAGUGGAGUUCCCUUUGUGACAAGAAUACCUGUUUAGCCUUGUUGGUAGGCAUGAGGUCUUAGCCCUCACUAGUUCCUCUACCAGAAGAUGGAAAACACUGAACAGAUGUGUAACUCUCAGAAAAUGCUGUGAGUCCACUGCCAGCUGUCACAGUGGAGCAGGUCUUUAGUUCAGGGUGGUGUCUUAGCUUUAGAACAGAUGCUCAACGAUAUUUCUUAUGAGGAAAUGUGUACAUACACACAUUGUGGAUAACCACUAGAAUGCUGAAUUCAUCAUGAACUGAGUUACUAAAUGUAUAAGGCAAAUAAUUGUGACAAAAUUAUGAAUAUGAUUCAACUAUAGAAGGUUUAAAGAAAAAAAUAGUUUUUCUUGAUGGUUUGACAUUCUCAAGACAUUUCUGGUUUUCUUAAGCAGAGAAUGCCAAGGCCACAUACGUGUCUGCUGUAAUCUCCAUAGUCCUUGUCUGUUAAUAUGAUCCAUUAGUGAACUCUCAGAACAAAACUCAUUCAUGUUUUAUCCGCCACUCCCAGAGAAACCCUGGAAAUGGCAAGCUAGCUGCUGUUUUAUUUCCUCAUUGUUUUUAUCCUGAUCCUGAAAGGAGAAAAAGAAAACAAAAACCUUUGCUAUCAUCCAGUUUUAGACUGGAUUAUUGUUAUGCUUCCACUUAAUUUCCAAAUAUUUUGCUCUAACUUAAAUGAGGUAACUUUAUUUUGAGUGCCAAGGUUUACUAGAUAACUGGCUGCAUAACACUGAAGACAAGUCAUUCCCAUGUAAACAGUCAUAAGCCAAAAUAAGGUAGCCUUGGUAGUGAGCCACCUUAGAUUGUAUACUCAGCCCUUGUUGCUUAUACAGACCUCAGAAGUUGAUUAGAACAGAGGUCCCUGCGUUUCCCACUCCUGGUCAUGAACACAGUUCCCUGCCCUAUCUCACAUUUAUAACAUUUUGCUCUAAGAGAAUGUUCUGGCACACUCACCAUAGGGGUUUCAGUUCAUGGAGGUGUUGUUCUGAUCUUAAUAAUGUUGUAGAUACAUCUAUCUCACACACCAGGUAUGGGAUAGAAUAUAACAGAUUACCAGUGAGUAGGGAUUUAUUACGCUCUAGAUAUUUUAAAUGAGAAAAAAAUUAAGAAACUAUAUUUAUGGGGAUUUUUCUGUUUUUGUUUUUUGUUUUUUGCCAAACUGGCACAAGCUAGAAAAUGUGCAAAGGACUGAAUAAGCUCCCUAUUCUUUUUGCCACCAGAUGAUACAAGAAUGAGCUUGUUUAACUAUAUAUUUUCUUGAUUUUCAUCAGUUUCAGAAGGAGUCUAACUUAAGCAUUUGGGGUUUGUUUGAUCUGUAUUUAUUGCAUCCUGGUCAUAGGCCAGGAGCCUGCAUGUUAUGUUUAUGGACAGCUAGAACACAGCCAUAUGGAACUUAAUGGCUCAACAUCUAAAUAAUUUAACUUAUUUUGUACGUUGCAAAAAAGAAAAAAAAGUUUAUUUUGCUUGAGAGUCACAUUUUUUUAUAACUGUACAGCUUUUAAGGGAUGGGAGGUGGGGAAAUACCCUAAAAUAGGAUGUAGAUUUUUACAGUUGUGUUUAUGCUAGAACAUCUAUGGGAGCAUUACGUAAUUAAACCUCGAAUUGUUUAAAACCUUGUGCCAUGGUCUUUUUCGUUAUAUUGCCCUUUAGCAAGAGUUGGUGCAUGUCAAUACUGCACUGCUGUGUGGACAGGCCUUGAGAUUAAACUAAUACCUGUUUCCAAAGCUUUCAUACCAUUGCAUGAGACUUCCUUGCACACACACACGCACACACACAGUUCCUGUUAGUGUAAUGCAUCUUCAGGAUCAGCAUAACUUAUUGUGCAGACCAGCAGCAUCCUUCUUUCCACGCAUGCCUUUGUGGUGCUGUCUAGGGUGUUACUGAUGUUGGUGUGUUUUGUUCUCUCGUCAAAGAAGUUUCUUGGUCAUAAUGUCUGGAUAGUACCUUGCCCAAAACACCCACUGGGUUUCCCGUGCACUUUAAGAAGGGUUGUCCUAUGUUGAGAUGGAGAUGGGAAGGGGGCAGGGCCAGUUUCUUAUGUGUAAGAGAAGGAAAAACUAGAAUUGUUGACUGUUCUGUAGACUUACCCACCUCCACACAAAUAAUUUGCUGAAACUUGGCAGGAAUGGAAAUCACAUUAAAUUUUCUGUCCCUCCUUAUUUGGUAAGUAAUUUUAUAAUCUAUUAGAACUGCUGCUGGCAGUCUUCCCUGGCACAUUUUACCAUGCUAUAGCCACACCUUUUUAAAUGUCAAUACUUACCCACCCACCCACCCCCCACCCCGCUAUCUGGUAAUUUCAGCAUUCUGAUUUACUACCUGGAUAGCACAACUGUAUUCUUAUAAGAAAUUAAAUUUAUCUAAGUGUGUCAAUUUCUAAGUAACCUUCAACUGCUGGCAACUAAUUUGGGACAUAAUUUCUUUUGCUAUUUUUAUUCAUUUAGAGGCUUAGGGACCAUGAGUUUCAAUGUGAAGAGUUUAAAUUCCAGCUAAGAGUUUGUAAAUUGGCUUAUUUUAGAAUCUCACUUCAAUUUUAAAAUAGUAACUGAGUUUCAGGAAGCACCUAAUCAGAACAUGUCUUGGAUUUUAAGAUGCGCUUACUUGGAAUACUUUAUUUUCCCUAUGCAUAAAAGAAAAAUAUUGCUGGAAUAAUUCUCCAACUACUGUUUUUAGAUGAGAGCUGAAGCAGAAGCUUCAAGACUAGCAAUCAAAGUAACUCUUGAGGUAAUUAGGAUCAUGCUGUUAGUCAAAGAGAAUUGGAGUGCACUGUCACAUAAUAAUGUAGUACUGCAUGUGUGAAUAAGGUGCACAGAGAUCUGCAAAGGUAACUGGUAACACAAGUGAAGUUUGUGUAUGGAGAGUACGGCAGGUCCUGAGAGCUUCAAGCUUCAGGAGUGUUAGAACUAUAGUUCUUAGUUGUUUAAAUAUAAUAUUUCUUGUGACAACCAAAAUAUGUUGUGGCUGGUGCCAAUAUUUUCGUUAAUGAAAUGUUGAAUGUCGCAUUACAGUCUGAUCAGAAUUCUCAGUGUAAUAAGCCAGGCCUAAGCCAUUUUAUAGCUAUUGGCCUAACUGUGUAACUUUUUUCAAAAUGUUUUAUUAUAAUACUUGUCAUUUCUUUCACUUAAUAUAUGUUAAUUGUCAUAAUAAAAAGUUUAAAUAA